Molecule: messenger RNA, 4250 nt
Organism: Gadus morhua (Atlantic cod)
Lineage: Eukaryota; Metazoa; Chordata; Actinopteri; Gadiformes; Gadidae
Gene: aplp2
Product: amyloid beta (A4) precursor-like protein 2
Exons: 18
Coding region: 269-2554 (761 amino acids)
Biological process (GO): axonogenesis; central nervous system development
Cellular component (GO): membrane
Molecular function (GO): transition metal ion binding; heparin binding; serine-type endopeptidase inhibitor activity
Source: RefSeq, a predicted model, not a curated record
CAGACUAGACGCGCCACCGCCACACAGCCGUAGUUUACGUUUCCACAGAGGACACGCACACGCUCUCUGUUGGCCUGCGACUACAAUAAUCCUUUCGAUCUCUGGCAAAAAUAAGCGGAACACGGCUUGUCCCACUGGUCUGAACAGACUUAUUAGAUCACCAUUGGAUUUGCGAUUGGUCUUCAUUUCAGUCUGGACGUGAACAUUGAAAGGCAGUCUACAGGAUACUACAAGUUAUUUACGGCAGCACAACCGGAGAUCCCUGAAGAUGGGUUCAGUCCCAGCGAUAUCUGUCCUUAUUUUGGGCAUCGUUGUUCCAGGAUUGGCUGGUUAUAUUGAGGCACUGGCGGCCAACGCGGGGACGGGCUUCGCCGUGGCCGAGCCCCAGAUCGCCAUGUUCUGCGGGAAGCUCAACAUGCACGUCAACAUCCAGACGGGCCGCUGGGAGCCCGACCCCUCCGGGACCCAGAGCUGCGUGGGCACCAACGAGGAGGUGCUGCAGUACUGCCAGGAGAUGUACCCAGAGCUGCAAAUCACAAACGUGGUAGAGGCCAUCGAGACAAUCAGGAUCGAGAACUGGUGCAAGAAGGAGAGGAAGGUGUGCAAGGGAUACACCCACUUUGUGGCACCCUACAAAUGCCUCGUGGGUGAGUUUGUGAGCGACGUCCUCCUGGUCCCUGAGAAGUGCAAGUUCUUCCACAAGGAGAACAUGGACAUGUGCGUCAGCAGCCAGCGCUGGCACGGAGUGGCCAAGGAGGCCUGUGGUAAGGCCUCCAUGGCGCUCCACAGCUAUGGCAUGCUGCUCCCUUGCGGCGUGGACAAGUUCCAAGGGACGGAGUACGUCUGCUGCCCCUUCCUGGCCUCCCAGGAGGUGGAGGAGGAAGAAGAGGAGGAGGAGGAGGAGGAAGAGGACGAGGGGGUCUACCCCACCGAGGCUGACGCAGAGGAAGACGAUGCUGAUGACAGCGUGGUCCCAGUUGAGGAGAAGCCCACCGUUAACGACGUCGCCAACGAUUAUGAUGAUGACGAUGACGAAGAUGAGUUGGAGUACAACUACGCCUACGAGGAUGAGGAUGGGAAGAAGGAUCAGGGGGAGGAAGAAUUCAAGCUGGUGGACAAAAGCAAGCCGACCGAGAGACAAGAGGAAGACCAGUCCCUGCUGGAAGUCAAAGCGGUGUGUGGCCUGGAGGCUGAGACGGGCCCCUGCCGUGCCUCCAUGCCCCGCUGGCACUUUGACAUGACCCUGAGGAAGUGUGUGCACUUUGUGUACGGCGGCUGCGCCGGGAACCGCAACAACUUUGACUCGGAGGACUACUGCAUGGCCGUCUGCAAGCGCCUGGUGGUGCCCCCCACGCCCCAGCCCACCGACGACGUGGACAUUUACUUCGAGACCCCCGCUGACGACAAGGAGCACAGCCGCUUCCAGAAGGCCAAGGAGCAGCUGGAGGUCCGCCACCGUAACCGCAUGGAGAGGGUGAGGAAGGAGUGGGAGGAGGCGGAGCACCAGGCGAAGAACCUGCCCAAGGCUGAGAGACAGACCCUCAUCCAGCACUUCCAGGUGAUGGUGGAGUCCCUGGAGGAGGAGGCGGCCAGUGAGAAGCAGCAGCUGGUGGAGACCCACCUGGCCCGGGUGGAGGCCAUGCUGAACGACCGGCGCCGUCUGGCCCUGGAGAACUACCUGGCUGUGCUGCAGGCAGACCCUCCCAGGCCUCACAGGAUCCUGCAGGCCCUGAGGCGCUACGUGCGGGCGGAGAACAAGGAUCGCCAGCACACCAUCCGUCACUACCAGCACGUCCUGGCAGUGGACCCCGAGAAGGCCGGCCAGAUGAAGUCCCAGGUGAUGACCCACCUCCGUGUUAUCGAGGAGAGGAUGAACCAGAGCCUGUCUCUGCUCUACAAGGUGCCCUACGUGGCUGAGGAGAUCCAGGAUGAGAUCGACGGGCUCCUGCAGGAGCAGAAGGCGGACAUGGACCAGUUCCUGUCCUCCAUCUCGGACGUGCAGCCCGACCUGACGGUGAGCUCAGAGGAGAGUGUGGAGGAGCCAGAGAUCAAGCCCUACCGCCCCUUCCAGGUCAAGUCCCUGGACUCACGGCCCCAGCCAGAGGGAGAUCUAUCAGACUCUCCACAGGCCUUCAAUAAAGGUUCUGGCAUGUCUGGCGUGGACGGGCUGAUUGGUGCCGAGGAGCGUAUCAUCAACAGCAACAUGGACGACAACGUGGUGAUUGAUGAGUCUCUGGAUGUUAAGGAAGUGAUUUACACUAAAGAGAGAGUCCGCGUUAUGCAUGACGAUGAGCUGGAAUCCUUCCGGCCUCUAGGAGAAGACUUCAGCUUCGGUAGCAGCGCUCUGAUUGGACUGCUUGUGAUCGCCGUAGCCAUAGCAACGGUGAUUGUGAUCAGCCUGAUGCUGCUGAGGAAGAGGCACUAUGGAACUAUCAGCCAUGGCAUCGUGGAGGUUGACCCAAUGUUGACCCCCGAAGAGCGCCACCUCAGCAAGAUGCAGAACCAUGGCUACGAGAACCCCACCUACAAAUACCUGGAGCAGAUGCAGAUCUAACUCCCACCACCGGGGGGCAAAGUGGAGGCGGAGCAUACUACUGACCAAUAACAUAACGCUAUUGUCGAAACUCAUUUGCAUACAUCCACUAUUCAUUUACAGAUUUGUUCAAAAUUAAAUCCUUGAAUAACGCUAAUACUUCUACUACUGCUACUGUUGUACAAUAGAGCUCUCUCUUAAAUCAUUUUUCCUUUUGAAAAGAAAAAAAUAAUACAGAGCACAAGUGAUGUAUCUACCUUUUUCUUUUGCAUUCUGGAAGACGUUAUUCUGCAACUCUCUGUAAUUACCAAGAUCAAGAUGUAUAACAUUUCUUCCUGUGAUUUUUGUUUGUAUUUGAAAAGUGUAAAGUAAAUUUUAAAGUAAAAAAAAUGUGUGUUUGAGAGGCUGACCCAAUCGGCCGCCCUAGUAGCAGACAGCAGUACGCUUGGUUGUCCGGUUCCUGAUGGGGAUUCUCAAAACGACUCGCUCUUUUCUCUUCUUGUUUUCGUCCUGAAUUGGAGUGCUUGUAUAUGAAGGUGCUUUGUACCAAUUCAAAUGUACAGUCAACCAACUGUUGAACAACAAUAUGAUGAACACAGAAUCAUAAAUCCAUUAUUUUCUCUUUCGUUCUUUGUUAUGAUAACAAAAUAUACAGAUAUGGAUUAAAUUCAUAUAUAUAUAUAUAAAUAUAUAUAUAUAUAUAUAAGAACAAGUUUUUCAGCGAGAAAAGAGCAGAGCAGUGGUCGACUGGAAAGUGGAGGGCACAUGUUGGGGAAAUGGCGGUUGGAGAUGCGUGUGCACAGAUUCUCCCCCAGCUCACAUACAUGACCUAUGACCCCUACCCCCCCACCCAGCCAUGGCCAUACUAGAUGAACAUCAGUUGUGUUGCUGUGUGACAGCAGAAUGCUUCGCCAACGGCUUUUACGAUCUUCAGUUGGCGAUACAUUCGGUAGUUGAUCCCUACGUUUUUCAGGUCUUAACAGAUCUCGCACCCCAAACAGGGCAAUUUAAACAUGGCUGUAAUGCCGAACGCCCUAUGUGAAGGCACCAGAACGUAGGCCACAAACAUCCACAAAGAAAACCUGAUGUGCUCUUGCGCAGACAGGUAACACAGUCUGAUCCAAAAUAAUAUGAUGACAAACGGGCCGGUAUGCUUUGCUGUUCAUGAAGCACAGAGCCGUGGGGAACACAGUGCAUUGUGGGAUAGGUGAUGUGAGCUGGAGGACUAUGCAGACAGAUAGACAGACAUAGCUUGGACGGCUGGUUUCCCGAACGAUAAAGUGAUUUAAAAACGGCACAAACAAACACUAGCAGAAUCCGAGAAUAAUAAGUAGGGUUGUUUGUUUCUUGAUAUUUCUCUCUUAGUAUUAUCUUUGUAUGCCUGUAUAGUUGAUGUGGCAAUCCUGACUUUUCCAGAGGAAAACCUGUGGUGUGCAUUGUUCUUAUAUGAAAUGAUAUAUGAAAUCUAUUUUUAAGUUUGUUUGUUUUCUCGUUUUCUAUUUUCUUCUCUUCCUGUGACAGUGUCUCUGUAUGUGGCUGUCUCACUAUGCAGCCGACCGGUUCCAGCCAGUUCCUGCAGCUUGAUUCUGGGUAUAUGAUUGGGGGGAGGGUGGCUAUUAAUAUUAUAUGCAUAUUAGUGAUGGAAAUGACACUUGUUGAAACCGAUUUAUGAUUACAGGGGAGGGAAACACAUUAAUAAACUCACCACUUCCAUAUG